UUCACCAUGAUCGUCAUGUUGAUCACUGCAUAACUUUGAAUGCAAGCAACAAGUAUUGAGCUAAGAAUGGGUGAAUCAAGAUAUAUAAUUGUUGCAUAGAGCAAGCAACAUGUAGAACAAGUUAGAAUAUGUUCCUUAAUUAAUUUGCUCAUCACACAUGAUUCCAUUACUUUUAACAAAGAGAUAUGUGCCUUUCUUGAUGCAUGAUGGAUAAGUUAUCCAUAUUCUCUGCUGCUACUACUAUAUAUAGAGGUGAGUAUGUAAAUACAUGUUAUUAACGAAAACCAAAUACUAAAAUGGCAGAAAUAGCAGUAAACCUUGUUGUUGACAAACUAAUCCCAUUACUCAAAAGUGAGGCAAAGUUGCUGAGUGGCGUGCGUGGCCAAAUCGAAAGCAUCAGCAACGAUCUACGGCUGAUGCGAGCAUAUCUCAGGGAUGUAGAUGCAAAGGCGGAGAUGGAGGCACAGAACUCUGAUCAGAGCAGAAAGGAGUGGGUUGCUCAAAUCAGACAAGUUUCCAUCCGCAUUCAAGAUGUGAUCGACCUUUACUUGUACAAGGUGGCCAACAAUGAUGAUGACGACCACCACAAUCCCCGCCGUGGACGGCGAAACGCCGUUGCUGGGGUUCUGUGCAAAAUUUGUGACUUGCUCAAAAGUUGUGUACCCCGCCAUGAGAUUGCAUCUGAGAUUGGCGAAAUCAGAGAGUCAAUAAACAGACUCAAGGAAGCAAGACAAUUGUACGGCGACUCCAAUGCUGCUGCAGAAUCAAGCGGCGGUCGCAGUUCAUCACCGCAACGGCAUUACCUUCGACUGCAAGCCAAUUUUGCUGAAGAAGAAGAGCUUGUGGGGAUUGAACAUGCCAAGAAAGAGCUCACCAACUGGCUCUCAGAAGGCGCUGCUGGUCGCACAGUCAUCGCUGUGGUGGGCGAAGGCGGACUUGGUAAAACGACUCUGGUGAGAAAUGUAUACAAGCAAGAACAACAAAAGCACUCUUUUGAUUGUUAUGGGUGGGUGGAUGUAUCUCGCUCACUCAAAGGAGUGCAGUUGUUCAAGACUUUGCUGCGGAGCUUUCAUGAUAUGAAAGAAAGCAAUGUGGACAAGAACCUUCAUGCUUUGAUUGAAGAUACAAGAGAAUACUUGGAAGGAAAGAAGUACUUAAUAGUACUUGAUGAUGUUUGGGAGACAGAUCUAUGGGGAGUUGUGGAAUUGGCAUUACCGAAAAAGAAUGGAAUGAUAAUGAUUACAACAAGAUACAUGGGUGUUGCUGAUUCUUGCAAAGUGUCAGCAAAAGUUCAUACCUACCCAUUGAAGCCUCUAGAACUCAAAAAUGCCUUGAGACUCUUCCAUUCGAAGGCAUUUCAAUCUGGUUCCAAGAAUCCGUCAGAAGAGUUGAUGAAACUAUCUGAAGAGUUCACAAAAAAGUGUGAUGGUGUGCCACUUGCAAUUGUGGCUAUAGCUUCUCUUCUGUCAACCAAGAAAGAAAGAGUCUCAGAAUGGAAGGCGGUGUACAACAGCCUUCAAUCAAAGCUUGCAAACGAUUCUCAUCUUAAAGGUUACCAUCAGGCACUGUCAGAAAGCUAUCAGGAUCUUAGUUACCACCUCAAGUCAUGUCUCUUGUACUUUGGCCUAUUUCCCGAGCAAUACGCAAUCAAGAGGGCAAGGCUCAUCAAUUUGUGGAUAGCUGAAGGGUUUGUGGAGUGCAGAGAGCACCAAACUCAACAAGAAGUUGGAGAAGAGUACUUAGCUGAGCUCAUUGCUAGGAGCUUGGUUAAGGUAGCUGAUGUGAACAUUUACAGCAGAGUUAGAAAGUGUAGAGUUCAUGAUUUGAUGCAUGACUUCAUUGUCAAGAAAUGCGAAGAGUUCAACUUCUGCCAAGUGAAGAAAGGUAACCCGUUUUGUUUUGAUAAAUGGAGUAGACGUUUAUCAAUUGGCACAAAUGUUGACUUUGCUGAUCUGAGAACAAGUGCUGAUAGAAACCAAUGUAGCUUGUUGCGUUCUUUCCUUCUUUAUGAUAUUAUAGAUGAGGAGGAAAUGAUAAGCACUUUUGUGAACUCACUUUUCUCUAAUUUCAAGCUCUUGGUGACACUGCACUUUGAAAACAUACCACUUGGUCAUCUUCCAGAAACAAUUGGAAACUUUGUCCACUUGAAAUACUUAAAUUUAAGAGAUACCAACAUUGAGACCAUCCCCAAAUCCAUCGGAAAGCUCCGAAACCUGGAGACUCUUGACCUAAAAGAGACCAAUGUGAGUGAUCUUCCGGUGGAGAUUUACUCACUUACAAAGCUGUGUUAUCUUAAUGUGCGUACAAAAAGGAGGGAAGAUGUGAAAUUAAAGAGAGGGGUUGCAAAUUUAACGGCCCUACAAAAAUUAGCCUGGGUUGAUGCAAGUGAUGUUGUUGAGGAACUGAAGAAUUUAAAGCAAUUGAGGAGUUUGAAGAUCGAAAAUGUUGUUAGAAAGGAUGAAAUGGGGUUGUGCAAUGCUAUAGAGAGCAUGACCAAUCUAUGCUCAUUGUUGAUAAUUGCCAAAGACAAUGAAAUCAUUGAAUUGGAGUCACUAACUAGUCCUCCUCGACACCUUGAGCGUCUUUACUUAUUUGGAGGUUAUCCAGAGAAAAAGGUGCCAGAUUGGGUUUUUAGACUCGAAAAUCUAAUCAAGUUGGAGUUGGUAAGGUUUAAAUUCACACAAGAUCAAUUGUGUUUUGUAGGGUGCCACCUGCCAGAAUUGAUGCGACUUUAUGUCCAGUCAUUCGAGGGUGAUGAAUUAAACAUCCAAAAGGGGUGGUUCCGAAAACUACAAUCACUCGAACUAGGGGGUCCAAUAUUAAAAACUAUUAGAAUAGAUGAAGGAUCACUGCCUUGCCUCCAACACCUUGCCCUCCCAGUUGGGACUCUGAAGUCAAAAACAGUACAAGUGCCAGGUCAUGUUCGGAGGGAAUGGAUUAUCCAACCUCUCAUACCCAUUAUCUCCAUGAUGAGUUGCUCCUAGCCCCAUACACAACAAAUUAAGAAUAAAGAGAGGGUUGCUUUUACACUAUGAAUCAGUGAUUUGUGAUUUAAUAAAAUAAUAGUAAUGACUAUGUUUGAUUGAAUUUCUCGCCGAUUUUUAAUAUUUUGGGGUACUUAUGAUGGUCAAAGAAUCUUUGACUUUAACUCAUAUUUGUCCCAAUUGGGAUUAUUGACCCGAUUAUUAAAGGAAAAGUAUAGGUAAACAAUAAAAAUAUUAAAUAAUGUAAACAAUAGAUAUAUUAGAUGUUCAUUUUUUUAGUGUACGGAUGCUUAUUUUAAUAUUAAAAUUUAGAGGAUUAAUUUAGAGGUGUAAUAUAUUUUUAUUUGAUUGGUGGUUAUUCAUAUUGUUC
This is a messenger RNA of Arachis ipaensis, 3354 nucleotides long. RefSeq names its product disease resistance protein RPM1-like. Gene Ontology annotation, biological process: defense response to other organism. Gene Ontology annotation, molecular function: ADP binding. The record is from RefSeq and is a predicted model, not a curated record. NCBI's taxonomy places the organism in Eukaryota, Viridiplantae, Streptophyta, Magnoliopsida, Fabales, Fabaceae.